GAGCGCGGGGGGCCCAACCCUCCCAGGCGUGGGGCCCGCAGCGCCAGCUCCGCGCCCUGGAAUAGUCGCUGGGCUCCCGCGCAGUCCUCGCGAGCCCUCGAGGUGGCCAGUGUGCAGCGUCCCGGCUAUAGCAUACCCGAAGAUGCAGGAUGGCUGCGCGACCGCCAGUCAGCCUCUCCUACCGCACCACGGGUUCCACCUGCCUGCAUCCGCUCAGCCAGCUCCUCGGCAUCCCGCUAGACCAGGAUCAGCCACGGCCUUUGGUACACAUGGACCUGCUGUUUGGAGCCAGAGGGCUGGGCAGGAUUUCUGAUCCCCUGACCUGGGAACACAGAGAGUCCUGAUAGCCCCUUCAGGUGGGAGCUCUGAGAGGAGAGACUUGUUUUCACUGCCCCCGCCCCAUGCACAUAGAUGACGAAGUGAGACACAUGUGGACAUGGAUUCCAGCAUCCCUGCGCGUCAGGCUCCGUCUUUAGCCAGCUUACUGAGUAUGGCACUUAGCCCGAAGUCUUGAUAAUCCACAUCCACAGGAAAUGAUACUCUACAAUUAUUGUUAUUUGGUUAACUUUGUGGCUUGCCAGCUCUUUGCCUUGUCUGCUGCUUUCUGGUUUAGAAUUUACUUACAUCCUGGCAAAGCCAGCCCCGAGGUCCGUCACGCAUUGGCCACCCUUUUGGGUAUUUAUUUCGUUGUGUUUUGUUUUGGCUGGUAUGCUGUGCAUCUCUUUGUGCUGGUGUUGAUGUGCUAUGGAGUCAUGGUCACUGCAAGUGUAUCCAAUAUUCAUAGGUAUUCCUUUCUCGUAGCAAUGGGCUACCUUACGAUAUGCCACAUCAGCCGAAUAUACAUCUUCCACUAUGGAAUUCUCACUACAGAUUUUUCGGGGCCUCUGAUGAUUAUCACUCAGAAGAUCACAACCUUGGCUUUUCAAAUUCACGAUGGAUUAGGUCGAAAAGCUGAAGACCUUUCUGCUGAGCAACACCGACUUGCUGUGAAAGUGAAGCCCUCACUUUUGGAAUACUUAAGCUACCAUCUCAACUUUAUGAGUGUCAUAGCUGGCCCUUGUAACAACUUCAAGGACUAUGCAGCCUUCAUUGAAGGGAGACAUAUACAUAUGAAGUUGCUGGAAGUGAACUGGAAGCAAAAAGGCUUCCACAGUUUGCCAGAACCUUCUCCCUCUGGAGCUGUGAUACAGAAGUUGUGCAUGACCUUGAUGUCUCUCCUGCUGUUUUUGACACUCUCCAAGUCCUUUCCUGUCACCUUCCUUAUUGAUGACUGGUUUGUACAUAAGGCCAACUUUCUGAGUCGACUCUGGUACUUAUAUGUCGUCAUGCAAGCCGCAAAGCCCAAGUAUUACUUUGCAUGGACAUUAGCGGAUGCGGUGCACAAUGCAGCUGGCUUUGGGUUCAACGGUGUGGAUGCGGACGGGCAUUUCUCUUGGGAUCUGCUAUCUAACCUGAACAUCUGGAAGAUUGAGACUGCUACGAGUUUCAAAAUGUACUUAGAAAACUGGAAUAUUCAGACAUCUGCUUGGCUGAAAUGUGUGUGCUAUGAACGGGUUCCCUGGUACCCUACUGUGCUCACCUUCCUCCUGUCUGCUCUGUGGCAUGGCAUUUACCCUGGAUAUUAUUUUACGUUCUUAACUGGAGUCCCCGUCACAUUGGCAGCUAGAGCGGUGAGGAACAACUACAGACAUCACUUCCUUUCUUCCAAAGCUCGGAAGGUUGCUUAUGACGUAGUUACCUGGGCCGCCACUCAGUUGGCUGUCUCUUACGCGGCAGCGCCCUUUGUCUUGUUGGCAGUUGAACCAACCAUCAGUUUAUACAAGUCUAUGUUCUUUUUCUUACACAUCAUAAGUCUGCUGAUAAUCUUUUUCCUGCCAAUCAAACCACGCCAGCCUCAAAGGCAGCCUCAAAGUGAAAAUUCUGUAAAGAAGAAGGUGAACUGAUACCCACAAAGAGAAGCUGAAAAACAGAAUUGCAGGACACUGGGAAGACACAAUGGACAGAAUUGCAGGACACUGGGAAGACACAAUGGACAGGCUUGAGGAUUCUCCAGUGACUUAGAGGAGAUGUUUACAUGCGUUCUUUUUUUCACUGCAGGGAAUAUUUUUAUAAGUCCUUUUUUUUUCUACAGUUAAAAUCACUAUGCCUAGCUUUGUCUUCAUAUUUUACAGGGCUGUUCAGUGACACAGUGUAGAACAGGCCACUGGGUCAGCUCUUCUGAAAUCCUUUCCAUCAGUUGAAAUCUGGAUGCAUGGAUCCAGGCAUUGCCUCCAAUACUUAGGAGGUAUCUGCUGAGAUGACUUGUCCUAGAUUUCUGAAAUCAGAACAUUCCCAGGCAUGAUUUUCCCUGGCAACUCUGGACCCUUGGAUGUGUGACUUACCCGGUUGUGGACACAACUCCUAUGCCCAGAAGCCCUUAAAGGGAAGUGAUUAUGGAGGGAUGUUUUUAGGGUGUUGGAAAAAACCUCCAAAGACAGUGAGGAUUAUCCCUGAAUGCUUGAAUGGAUUGGUGUGCCCUCAAACAGGCUGCGUUAUUUUCCCCCAGAAAUGUAUCAUUCCCUUUCUUCCUUCUGAACUGAGCCAAGAUCAGAAAUCAGAAAGUUUCCGGCCUGUGUGCCCCAGGAGCUGGGGAGUAGGAGGGGGCUCCUGGUUUCCCUUUCACCUGCUUUGAUCUGCUUGAUUGACCUGUAUUGGCCCCGAGAAGGCACCCAGACACUGAUACUGUCAAAGGUGGCAAAGAAAUAAUUGCUUUCAGUAGAUAGAGGUUCUCUUUUCUCCCUACAUGUCUUGGAAGUGUCAGUGAUCAUUGCCAAUGUGUAGACACAGACUGAUUCUUGUAAUGGAUUAAAUUCAGCUUUAUUUUAAGUAAACUGUCAUGUUGGGAAGCUGCAGCUGAAUGACAGUGCUCUACUCUGUCUUCAUUAUGAAUGUGCAGUGGCUCCUUUGGAGGAUUUCCACUGGGUAAAAUAGUCUAUGAAAGAAGGAAACAUAAUAUUUAAAAUGUGGAAAAUAAUGAGAAUAAUAAUAAUAAUAAUAGUAAUAAUAAUAAAAUAUAUGCUUCAGUGAUGUGCCCUGGGAGCUGAAAAUUUGUUCUGAUCAGAUAAUAAAAAAAUUGGUUUCUCACUGAAUAAAUAAUAUAUUUCUAUUUUA
Molecule: messenger RNA, 3150 nt
Organism: Mesocricetus auratus (golden hamster)
Lineage: Eukaryota; Metazoa; Chordata; Mammalia; Rodentia; Cricetidae
Gene: Mboat1
Product: membrane bound O-acyltransferase domain containing 1
Exons: 14
Coding region: 534-1943 (469 amino acids)
Biological process (GO): lipid modification
Cellular component (GO): membrane
Molecular function (GO): acyltransferase activity
Source: RefSeq, a predicted model, not a curated record